AGCGGCGGCGCGGCCGGGGCGGGCUGGCCCUGGGAGCCAGAGCUCCCGAAGGGCCCGCCUUCUCCGCGCGGUCGCUGCCUCCUGCAUUCCUCGCCCGUCCAGAAAGGGGCGCCGGGGGGCGGGGGGACGGGGAGGCGACUGGAGAGAGCCCCGCGGGUGCCCCCAGGACCAGCGGCCCCAGGCUCCCGGGGAACAUGGGCGUGCUCCGGGCGGGACUGUGCCCGGGCCUCACUCAGGACAUGGUCCAGAUCUUGCGGAGCCGCGGGAUCAAGACAGUGGUUGACCUGGUUUCUGCAGAUCUGGAGGAGGUCGCCCAGAAAUGUGGCCUGUCUUACAAGGCCCUGGUCGCCCUGAGACGGGUGCUGUUGGCUCAGUUCUCGGCUUUCCCCUUCAAUGGCGCUGAUCUCUACGAGGAACUGAAGACCUCCACGGCCAUCCUGUCCACCGGCGUUGGAAGCCUGGACAAACUGCUAGAUGCUGGUCUCUACACUGGAGAAGUGACUGAAAUUGUAGGCGCCCCGGGUAGCGGCAAAACCCAGGUAUGUCUUUGUGUGGCAGCAAACGUGGCCCAUGGCCUGCAGCAGAACGUCCUCUACAUUGAUUCCAAUGGAGGGCUUACAGCCUCCCGCAUCCUCCAGCUGCUUCAGGCCAGGACCCUGGAUGAGGAGGAGCAGGCAGGAGCUCUCCAGAGGAUCCAGGUGGUGCGUGCAUUUGACAUCUUCCAGAUGCUGGAUGUGCUGCAGGACCUGCGAGGCGCUGUGUCCCAGCAGGUCCGCAGUUCUUCUGGGACUCUGAAGGUGGUGGUUGUGGACUCCGUCGCUGCGGUGGUCGCCCCACUUCUGGGAGGUCAGCAGAGGGAAGGCUUGGCCUUGAUGAUGCAGCUGGCCCGAGAGCUGAAAACCCUGGCCCGGGACCUCAGUGUUGCAGUGCUGGUGACCAAUCACACGACCCGAGACAGGGACAGCGGGCAGCUCAAACCCGCCCUGGGACGCUCCUGGAGCUUCGUGCCCAGCACCCGGCUUCUCCUGGACAGCGCCCAAGGCUCAGGAGCUCUGGGCAGCUGGCGCGUGGCGUGUCUGACCAAAUCCCCCCGUCUGCCAACAGGUUGCCAGGAGACGGUGGACUUAGGGAGCUGGGGGACCCCAGCGUUCCAGGGAGAUCACAAAGGACACUGGGAGCAGAGCCCAGUGUUCCCGCGAGAUCACACGUGAUGGUGCUGUUGAUGGGGAAAGGGACAGGCCGCAAGGCCCCCAACUCACCUGCACAGUAAUGCCUGCUGCUCGCUGCCGGCAGCCCCUGGGGCGCUAGAGACACUGUCUCGCCCAGAAGCCAUCUCAGCCCUCAGCUCCUCUCCCCAGAAACACAGCACUACUGGCAAGAGAGGAUGCUGUUGUGGAAGGACCCAGAAAUUCGUGCUGGUACCAGGUUUUCAUCCCUUGUAUCUACCAUGUGUGUUUCCAGCGGGAGCCGGGUUCAUGGACUUGGGCAUCUCUCAAGAGGCACCCUGGUGCCUGGAUGGAUUAACCCUGCACAUCACUGUCCUACCCUCCACCCUGACACAGUGACUGAGCUUGAGGCCUCUGGCUUGCCUUUGUUUCCCUUUUUUUUUUUUUUUUUUUUCCCUUUCCCUCUGUUUUUCCAUCUGUAAGAUGGGGCUCCUUUCCCCUUAACUCUGACUUUGACUUACCAGGUGAAGUAACCUUGUAAAUGCAACCCAUGUGUGUGUGCUCAGCCGUGUCUGACUCUUUGCGACCCCAUGAAUUGUAGCCCACCAGGCUCCUCUGUCCAUGGAAUUUUCCAGGCAAGAAUACUGGAGCGGGUUGUCAUUUCCUCCUCCAGGGGAUCUUCCCAACCCAGAAAUCGAACCCGUGUCUCUUGGCAUCUCUUGUGUUGGCGGGCAGAUUCUUUACCACUAGUGCCAAAACUCUUCCUUAUCUAGAUCCUGCUCUUUAAAACAUUAAUACAAAAGAAAUUCACUGAGCUGCAGAGCCAUCUGUCUUCCCCCAGACGGUGGUUUUUCAGUUUCCCCGAGUGAGGCCCCCCAGAGAACCCCUGUUCCUCUUUCCCUCUUGUCAAUUUGGUUUCACACACCUGCAUGCAUCGCCGUGACCAGGUGAGACCGGGAGCUCACUGCAGUCCCAGGGAUAUAAUCUAAGAGGAAGGGAAGAUGUGACCUGGCCCUGGUGAAUCCAGCUGCCUGUUUAAUGUGCGUGGGGCCCUGGGGGGCCCCUCCCCCGCGAGAGUGAGCUGAGAUGCUGAACCAUGGCCUUGCCCAUAAACAGGGGAGAAUUUGCACAGUCAAUAGAGCCAGCUGGGAAAAUUGAUGCUGGCGUAAAUAAUACACAGCAAAUCUAGUCCUUUAUGCAGAAAUUCAUUGCCGGUGGCUCCAAGAUGCAAUGUAAUUACCCCUCUCUUCCUGCCAGCUGUAACACAGCGUAUGAAAUAAUCCCCCCGCCCCGCCCUGGUCUGUUACGGGUGCUGUGACCAUCUCUCUGCGAGCUGGAGCCCCGGCUGGGUGGAGGGGAAGACAGCAGGGAAGGGGAAAUCAAAGGCAGAACAUGAUCAGGAUUGUUUACUGACCACAUGUUUUUAAAGGAAGGUAGCCUUUCUCCAUUUGAGAGCCUGUUGUGUAGUUAAUUAGUUGUGUCUUGGCUGCAGGAAAGGGGGUCAGAGUUAGAGGCAGAAGAUAAUAACAUUUACAGAUGAUGAGCACAGGAGGGAUAAAAGGUUGCAAGUGGCAACCCAGCCCCCGAGGGUAUCUGCCUGAGUGAGGACAGGCUUGGUGAGCCAAGACUGGAGGAACCCUGGCGCUGGUGCUUCCACAGGCUCUCGGGAGAAAUGAACCUGCAGCCUCCUUACUAGGAGCAGUGGGUGCAUAGUGGCAGCCUUGUGCAUACAUGCUAAGUCGCCUCAGUCGUGUCCGAUUGUUUGCAACCCUGUGAACUGUAGCCCACCAGGCUCCUCUGUCCAUGGGAUUCUCAAGGCAAGAAUACUAGAGUGGGUUGCCAUUUCCAAAGGGAUCUUCCUGACCCCAGGACUGAACUCCUGUCUCUUACAUCUCCUAUAUUAGCAAGCAGAUUCUUUAUGACUAGCGCCACCUGGGAAGCUAGUUGCAGCUAUAGUAGGAAACAAAAUGUUAAGCUGGGGAUGGCACAUCCCUGUCACUUGUACCAUUUGGGAAUCUUGAACCCACGCAGGCAUCAGCAAUAAAUCAAGCAUUCUCUUUUGCUGAGCUCAGAGGCCUUUGCAAUUUUAGUUUUUCUCCACGUGACACUCCAGGCAGCCACCACCAGUCAGUUGAAAUUGAUGUUCAAGGUGGAGCCUGGUUGCCAUCUCUGCCCUGGGCACAUCUGCCAUAUUUCCUUUAUGUGGUGUCAGGUGCCUCGUCCCUGACUCAGGACCCCAGAAUUGUAGAUUUGAGAGGCCCGUAAAGAUCAUAUGCCCUGGGAUUUCCCUGGUGGUGUGGUGGUUGAGAAUCAGUCUUCCAAUGGAAGGGACGCAGGUUCGAUCCCUGGUCGAGGAACUAAGAUCCCACAUGCUGCAGGGCACUGAAGCCUGUACCACAACAAAGGUCCACAUGCUGCAUCUAAGACAUGAGGCAGCCAAAUAAAUAAAGACCAUAUGCCCCAUCUUGUCAUUUAGCCGAGAAGGAAAGUGAGGUCCAAGAGCAGAAAUGACAGUCCCCAUGGCAGAACAGGGACUGGAACCUAGGACUCUGUCAAUUCCUCAGCCAGGAUUCUGUGUCCACGUUGCCUUUGGUUUUCAAUUGGUACAGCUCUGCCCUUGGUGGGGACUUUUUCCAGCCACACAGCCUCACCCAGGCAGCCUCUCUGGCCACGAGGAGGAGCACCGUUCACUGUUGCUCCAGACUACCCGUGACAUUCCUACAGGACUUGCCCCUCACAACGAGCCCUGGGUCUUAGUCGUGGCAUGUGGGAUCUAGUUCCCUGACCAGGGAUCAAACCCAGGCCCCCUGCAUUGGGAGAGCAGAGUCGUAACCACGGGACCACCAGGGAAGUCCUGUCCACCUCUUAUUCAGUGCAUCUCGGAGCUGAACAAGUGCACUUCACCUGGGCAUAAACUUCACUCCUUGAGUAGCUUUUGAAUCCUAGCUCUUCCCUGCUUGCCUAGUUUCUGGGUGUAAGAGUCUCAACAUAAGCUGGGGGUUUGCAGGAAGACAGUAGGUAUAUGCUGAGAAGGAUACAAAGUCAAGGAACAAGAUUUCCAUCUCAUCUAACUUGGUCUUAGCUCUGACACUUACUGUAUGCCAUUGGAUCAAUCCGCCUCUUUAAACCUUAGUUUCAUCCACUGGGGAAAGGGGGAAGAUAAUACCUAUUGCAUAGAAUUGCUUUAGGGACAUAUAGCUUAUGUAAAAUGCCAGAUACUUCCCCAGGCAUAUCAUAGGCCCUCACUUUCCUAUUGCUUGAAAGGCUUGGGAUACCUGGGAGGAACUGGAGACUGCUUCCUCCUGUCUACAAGGCCAGCUUCGUGGUCGUGUGACCAGUGCGGCUGCACAGAGCCCUUGGCUUAGUUUAAAGCUCUGCUGUCCAUCAGCAGGAAUGGCUGGAGAAGACACGGUACAUGGACACAAGGGAACAGUACUCUGCCAAAAAAGGGAACAAGGCUGGACCAUUUGCCGAGACAUGGAUGGACCUAGAGACUGUCAUAUGGAGUGAAGUAAAGCAGAAAGAGAAAAACAAAUAUUGUAUAUUAACACAUUUAGAAUCUAGAAAAAUGGUAUAGGUGAUAUUUGCCAAGCAGAGACAGAUGUAUGGAUAUCGAAGGGGGAACAAGUGGGUGGGAGGAAUUGGGAGAUUGGGGUUGACAUAUAAACACGAUUGAUACUGUGUAUAAAAUAGAUAACUAAUGAGAACCUCCUGUAUAGCAGAGGGAACUCUACUUGAUUCUCUGUGGUGACCUCAGUGGGAAGGAAAUCCCCAAAGGAGAGGAUAUAUGUAUAUGUAUAGCUCUUCACUUUGCAGUAGAAACUAUCAGUAGAAGCACAUUGUAAAGUAGCUAUGCAUGCGUGCUGAGUGGCUUCAGUUGUGUCUGACUCUUUGCGGCCCCAUGGACUGUAGCCCUCCAGGCUCCUCUGUCCAUAGGAUUCUCUAGGCAAGAAUACUGGAGUGGGUUGCCAUGCCCUGCUCCAGGGAAAGCAACUCUACUCCAAUAAAAAUUAAUUAAAAAAUG
Dama dama (fallow deer) is the source of this 5190-nucleotide messenger RNA. RefSeq names its product RAD51 paralog D (gene RAD51D). Gene Ontology annotation, molecular function: ATP binding; ATP-dependent DNA damage sensor activity; single-stranded DNA binding. Gene Ontology annotation, biological process: telomere maintenance; reciprocal meiotic recombination; DNA strand invasion. Gene Ontology annotation, cellular component: centrosome; Rad51B-Rad51C-Rad51D-XRCC2 complex; replication fork. The coding region runs from base 195 to 1211 and encodes 338 amino acids. Lineage: Eukaryota; Metazoa; Chordata; Mammalia; Artiodactyla; Cervidae. The transcript has 10 exons. The record is from RefSeq and is a predicted model, not a curated record.